This is a messenger RNA of Carya illinoinensis, 1483 nucleotides long. Its product is annotated as mavicyanin-like. Lineage: Eukaryota; Viridiplantae; Streptophyta; Magnoliopsida; Fagales; Juglandaceae. Bases 717 to 1265 code for a protein of 182 amino acids. The record is from RefSeq and is a predicted model, not a curated record. Gene Ontology annotation, cellular component: plasma membrane. Gene Ontology annotation, molecular function: electron transfer activity. The transcript is spliced from 2 exons.
UUGAGUGAGAGAACUCAUGCCAUCUCUAAAUAUCCCUCACCAGAGAGGAGAGGGGAGGACAAAUAUCAUCAUGCCAAACAAACAUAUUUAUAUGGUUCAAAUACAUUACUAUGCCUUGAGGAGCAAGCGUAUGAAUCUAUACCAAAUCGAAAUUAAUGAGUAUAUAAAUUGAAAAUUUGUGUACAGAUUAGUCUAUACUUCUCCCUUGUACAAAGCAAUAAGAAGAUCCCAACCAAAAUGAAAUUAUUGGGGGUAGGCAAUGUCAUGAUGGUUCUCAAAUUCUAUUGAAGACAAAUCCGCACCCCACCACACCAAUACCCCCCAAAACAUUCUUUCCUUUCAAGUCCCUCAAACAUGGCCUUCAAAGUGAAGGCAACAACCAAUGCCAUAGUUCCGAUCAUCGAUGCUUCAUUUCGAUCAUUUUUUAAUGUAGGUGAUUAGUUAAAUUCAUUAUGACGAACACAUUAUUAGGCCCUUAAAUGAAAUUUAAUUUCAUAAUUAAGGAGUAUUUUUCUCUAAAUUUAGUUUGAGGGUGCUUCUUGUUAAUUUAAAAAUAACAGUAAGGACCAAACGCACUUUUCUGAAGCUCCAACCGCCACUUCAAAAGCUAUGCAAGUCCAAAAGAUUUAUAAAGAGGUCCUACACAGACAGCCUCUCCAAUUCUCACAACCCAUCCAAAAACAAACAUAUUUGGUUCCUUCCAGCUUCCACAGGCCAUGUCUUUGCUAGAGAGAGCUGUAGUUGUGCUCAUGGUGAUGGCUGUGCUGCAUUUUUCCGAUGCAGCUGUGCACAAGGUUGGGGACUCUGCAGGUUGGACCACCAUUGGUAAUGUGGACUACAAGCAGUGGGCUGCUGCUAAGACCUUUCGAGUUGGUGACAUUAUCAUUUUCAAGUACAACGCCCAAUUUCACAACGUGAUGCGAGUAACGCAUGCAAUGUACAGGACGUGCAAUGUUUCAACUCCUUUGGACACCUUUACCACCGGAAACGACUCAAUUACUAUCACCAGUAAAGGUCACCACUUCUUCUUCUGUGGCGUCCCAGGUCAUUGCCAAGCUGGCCAGAAGGUUGACAUUAAUGUUAUGCCUCACAAUCAUUUGACUGCUCCAACUCCAUUUGCAUCAGUAUCUCCUCUAGCCCCUGCCAUCGGCGUGCCCGUUCCUUCUCCCAGCAAGGCUGCUCCAUUGAAUGUUUUAGAGGGUGGUUUUGAUUUGCUUGGGUUGGCUAUGGCAUUUAUUGCUCCUUUUGUUUGUGGAUUUGCUUAAUCAAGGUUUUUUUUUUUGUGGGAUCUGCGGGAAUUUCAUUGUUUUGAGAUUUGUGAGGUAAUAAUUUAGAUUGUGGUAAAUGUUGAUACUCGUUGAUUAAAUCAUACAUAAACACGUGUUACAAAUGUCCCAUAAUUGUAAUUCUUGCCUUUCUGGACUAAGACAUGACACCAAUAUCCCUUGUAAUAUGAUGUUAUAUAGAUUCACAAGGUUUUGAA